GAACGUCGGUAACGUCGUGCCCGUUUUGUAUGAGCAAAAACCAACGUUAAAUUGUGCAAAACCUCUACGGAAGUGCAUUCUACGUGGUCGCCAACGUUUUGGCAUCGGUGUCGGUGUGUUUGCAGGGACUGGCAGUGUGUUGGAAAGGCAAAUUGCAACGCUUUUCCAUCUUUGCACAGUACAAGCGCAACCAACAUAAAGGAAGAAGAAGCGGAAGCAGCAACUGCAGCUUGUUUUUCCAUUUGUGUGUUACGUGCGCGUGUGUGUGUAUGUAUGUAUGUACCGUGUGUCUGGUGCAUCGAAAUCAAAGAAAGCCGUGACACGACUCCCCGCGUGUUUUGUGUGCUGUACGCGCACUUAAAUUAGAAGAGUGAAAGCAUAGCAGGAAAGUGUGUGGUGUUGUGUGCCGAGUGUGGUGCACGUUGCAGAGACAAAGCGAGAGAAAGAAAGAGUUCACAAUUUUGUGAAGCGAUAAAAUACUAAAUUACUGUACUUUUGAAUUGACUUACUUUGGGUUAUAACACCCAGAUUAAGAACUCCUGCAAUCACUCUGUAUUCGCGCUCGUGUGUGUGCGCCCGUGUAUAGAAGUGGAAUUGAAGCAACAACAAAACACUGUUUCGCUUUAAUAUUUUAUCGUGAAAAAAAACAAUUGUACUACAAAAAAACUACUGCACAUUGUGUCCCAAAACCUACGGUGGAAGGAAGACAACAAAACCAUACGAACGCUCACUGUAAUAUGAGUAAUGCUAUUAACCAAAAUGGUACAGGUCUAGAACAGCAGUUUGCUGGUCUGGACUUGCAGCAGAAGCAGCAGCAACUUGGCGGCGGCGGAGGCAGCAACCCAGAAUCCGGAAAUCCUAAGCAUCCGGCCGGGCGGUACGUUCCACCGCAAUUGCGAGAAUGUGCUGAUAGUGGCGGCGACUUUCAACCUUCUGAAUCCGGUGCCGGCGGUAUACCUGUAAGCGGCGGCGGCGGUAUCGGAGGUGGAGGUGGCAGACGAGGAUUUGGUGGCGAUUCGAACCGGAAUCGUGGCGGCGGCGGUGGUGAUUACGGACGCUACGGCGAUCGUGACUAUCGCGGAGGUGACUACAAUAGACGUAGCGGAGGCGGAGGCGGCGGCGGUGGAGGUGGCCGCUAUCAAAACGAUCGACGCGGCGAUUAUGGCAACUAUGGUCGAGGCGGUGGCGACCGGGGCUACAACAAUGGGCGCGACGGUGGCGGCUACCAGCGGGACCGCGGGGACGGCGGAGGCUAUCAGAAUUCUGAAGGUUACGGAGGCGAUCGCCGGGACAACUGGCCGGCGUACGGUGGCGCUCGUGGUGGUCCGGCUGGCGGACCUCCGACCGGUGGCCGUGAUAGGCCAAUGGAUGGGCCACCACCACAAAACGAUCGCUGGCAGGAGCCGGGACCGGCGAUGGGUCCGCCGGGACCGGGCAGUGUCGGUAGCGGUGGCGGAACAGGACCCGGCGAGGGUGGAGGCGCCGGCGGUCGAUCGUUCUACGAUCGGGGAGCGAAUGGCGGAGGAGGAGGCGGUCGUUGGACGGGUGGUUCCGAUCGGCGCGACGGUCGAGGAGGUAGCGGAGGAGGUGGUGGCGGCGGAGGAUACGGAUCCGGACGUGGUCAGAUCGACUACACGAUCCUUACCGAGCGGGACGAGCGUCUGGAGGCGGAGCUGUUUAAACACGGCAACACCGGUAUCAAUUUCAGCAAGUACGAAGAUAUUCCCGUGGAGGCGACGGGCGAUGAUGUGCCGGGACACAUCAGCAGCUUCGACGACAUUGAGCUGACAGAGAUUAUCGAGAAUAACAUAAAGCUGGCACGCUACGACAAACCGACACCGGUGCAGAAGUACGCUAUACCGAUCAUUCUGUCCGGGCGCGAUCUGAUGGCAUGCGCCCAGACGGGAUCGGGCAAGACGGCCGCCUUCCUGGUGCCGAUCCUGAACCAGAUGUACAAGCAUGGUGCCGCACCCCCACCACCCAACCGGCCGAUGAACCGGCGCAAGCAGUACCCACUGGGGCUGGUGUUGGCGCCGACCCGCGAAUUGGCCACUCAAAUUUUUGAAGAAUCGAAAAAGUUCUGCUAUCGGUCGCGUAUGCGCCCGGCCGUUCUGUACGGUGGUAAUAAUACGCAGGAUCAGAUACGCGAUCUCGAACGGGGGUGUCACUUAAUCGUGGCGACACCCGGUCGGCUGGAGGACAUGAUCGGGCGUGGUAAGGUCGGGCUGGACAAUAUCCGGUUCCUGGUGUUGGACGAAGCCGAUCGCAUGUUGGACAUGGGUUUCGAGCCCCAGAUUCGGCGCAUCGUCGAGGAAAGCCGAAUGCCGGUGACGGGCGAACGUCAAACGCUCAUGUUUUCGGCCACCUUCCCGAAAGCUAUCCAGGAGCUGGCGAGCGAUUUCCUGUAUCGCUACAUUUUCCUCGCUGUAGGUCGUGUCGGUUCGACCUCGGUCAACAUUACGCAGACGAUCUUCUGGGUAGAGGAAAACAUCAAGCGUUCGCAUCUGCUCGAUCUGCUGUCGAACAUUACGGCACAGAACGACGAGGACGCUGAGAACUGUCUGACGCUGAUCUUUGUCGAGACGAAGAAGGCGGCCGAUUCGCUGGAGGAGUUCCUGUACAACCACAGCUACCCGGUUACGAGCAUCCACGGCGACCGUACGCAGUCGGAGCGUGAGGAAGCGCUCCGUCUGUUCCGUUGUGGCCGCUGCCCGAUUCUGGUCGCAACAGCGGUGGCCGCCCGUGGUUUGGACAUUCCGAACGUGAAGCAGGUGAUCAACUUCGAUUUGCCGGCCGAGGUAGAGGAGUACGUGCAUCGUAUCGGUCGUACCGGCCGUAUGGGCAAUCUCGGUACUGCAACGUCCUUCUUUAACGAGAAAAAUCGUAACGUUGCCAAUGGGCUGGUGCGGCUGCUCGCCGAAACGGGCCAGGAAAUUCCCGGCUUCCUGGAGGAUAUGACCAACAGCCGCGGGUAUGGUGGAAGCCGCCGCGGCAGGGUACAACGAGGAGGUGGUGGUGGAUCAACGUUCGGAUCACGAGAUUAUCGUCAGCAGAACAAUGCCCGCUCGGGUGGUGGACCGCGCGAUCAUCGCCAGAUGGGUGGCGGUGGUGGUGGUGGUGGUUCCCGUGGAUACGGAGGCGGCGGCGGCGGUGGCGGUGGUGGUGGCGGUGGAUACGGUGAACGUGAUGAUGGUUAUGGACGCAACGGCAUUGGUGGAGGUGGAGGAAGCUAUGGCGGCAGCUACAGCAACAACGAUGGAGGCAACGGUGUCGACUGGUGGGGCGAUGGUUACUGAGACGCACAACAGCAGCGUCCAGCAACGCACACUAGCUACUACAUGCACCGCAAUCUACACCCCGCUACGAAGUAGUCCCGGUCAAUAAAUAGCAGCAGUAGUAACAACAACAACCACAUGAACUAACACUUUGCUCUAAGUAAAUAAACACUCUCAUGCGCAUUCAUACACUACACACAUAAUACACUGGCAACAGUAUAACAAAUCUGCAAUCUGGUCCGCAAACAAAAAAUCACACUAAAACACCGUGAAAUAUGGAGGAAAGGAGUAGGGAUGAAUGAAUGUGGUUUGAGAGAAAGUAGUGAAACUAUUUGUGAAAGGAAGCAAGUCCCCCCCCCCCCCCCCCCUCCCCAGAGUAGCGAGGGAAAUGAGGUCGCGCAAGUUAGGGAUGAUGCGUAAAAGUCUCACUACACCGUCGCAAAUCCGUUUUGGUAGCGGACACACAAACUGAGAGAGGGUUUAAGCAAGAGACAGCCCGGUACGCGCGCCCGGAUUAAGAAGGUAAUCAGUGUGGGUCUCUGCGAAGAGGUGUAUUUUGUUCUCCAGAGGCCAGCUGUGGAGCCAGUGGAGUAGCGAACGGAGCAGCAGAACUGUUAAACGAAUAAUUAUGGAGCUGGUUAGCAAAAACGUAUAUUUAGACAUAACCUUAUUUUUCUUGCUGGAGCGACACAUUUGCGAACUUUCUAAAUGAAGUGAUCAGAUGUGAGAAUGAUUCACUAGCGGUAUGAAGCAACAAACUGUAUGGGUGUGCGUGUUCGGUGGGUGGUGUACCCUUAUUAAGGUAGUUGAGGCAGCAUUCGGCAGAAUUGCGAGAAGAAAAAACAAGGAACUAAAACCCAUGAAUGAUAAACACACGAGCGCGUGUGUGUGUGUAUGCGCGCUGGAAGCCGGAAAACAUUGGCUCUUAAGUUAAGAAACGCAAAAAUGUGAGUGUGAAAUUCUAACGUGAAAUAUUGCAACAACAAACAAGAAAAGAACUUGGCAAUUGAAGCCAACUAAUGAAUUUCCCGGUUAUAAUUUAUGUUUUACACUUUAUUACUAAAAUGGACCGGAGCAGCCGCGCACCGGUAAAUGUGGAGUCUAUUAAACGAAAGAACAAUAAUCACA
This is a messenger RNA of Anopheles moucheti, 4403 nucleotides long. It is a transcript of the gene bel, whose product is annotated as ATP-dependent RNA helicase bel. Gene Ontology annotation, biological process: cell differentiation; gamete generation. The transcript is spliced from 4 exons. The record is from RefSeq and is a predicted model, not a curated record. The coding region runs from base 738 to 3296 and encodes 852 amino acids. Gene Ontology annotation, molecular function: RNA binding; RNA helicase activity; ATP binding. Gene Ontology annotation, cellular component: nucleus; P granule. Lineage: Eukaryota; Metazoa; Arthropoda; Insecta; Diptera; Culicidae.